GAUGGUCACUCGAUUCUUGGCCUUCAAUCACCCAACAACUGAGAUCAACCAACAAAGUGCUGUCUUGGCGAAAUCCAACUUCCAGGGUCCAGCGAUUGAAGCUCGUAGCAUACCGUUCCUACUUAAAGAGCCGAAUCGUCCAGUUUGGCGUGUCGAACUGCUUCACGAACUGUCAGACAACUCAGAACUCAAAUAUUAUUAAUUAAACGCUCUCUUUCGUCUGCACCACUGCAGGUCGACGCAACUGAGCAAGACCUACUAUUAUUCUUCCGCUCAGAAUCCAUCCGAGGCAGAAAUACCUACCUUAAUCCUAGUGUCUAAACCGCAAAGACCAUGUCAGCUCGGCGUCCUUUCUCUCCAACAAUGCGGCUGGCUGCCGCAGUGCAGAAGAACAACCCAGGUGUCUCAGUGGCGAAAGGAACACCUCCCGGUAUCGUUCCGAAGUUGAUCCUCGUUGGCGCAGUGGCGACGGGCAUUGCCGCUUUUGUCCGAACCCAGCUCCGGAAGGAAUCGGAUGCAAUCAACCGCUCCUUCUCACAACAAAAUACACCAGAGACGAUGGCGAGGAGGAAUCGCAACUUCCAUGUCGACACCGAGGGAGAUCCGAAGAAGACCUUGUUCAAUAUUCUGAAUUGGUGAAAGCUUCCUGUUUUGAAUUUUAUGAUAUCCCGUCUUGGUAGUUUAACACCAGAGGUGGCGGUUGGUGGCGUUGGCGGAAUCUUGGGGUAAUUAAUUAUUCAUCUGGAGGUUGUUUGGCAUAAUUAAUUGCCUGUUGUCGCGCGAUCAACGCGAGCCAUCCAUAUCCAUUGAACGGAAAGAAACCGAGGAAUUCUCGGGAAGGCGUUGUGACCGGCACAGACAGAUCCUGAAUUACGGCCUAUUAAUUGGUACCCGCUCCCCUUCCCCUCCCCUUACACUAGUUGUAAUUAGUCAACAGGGUAGGAAUGUGACCGACCUCCCGGAUUCUUGUCACCGUCCUGCAGCCAAGGAUUGCUAUCGCGAU
Messenger RNA from Thermothelomyces thermophilus ATCC 42464, 1003 nucleotides. RefSeq lists its product as uncharacterized. The record is from RefSeq and is a predicted model, not a curated record. Lineage: Eukaryota; Fungi; Ascomycota; Sordariomycetes; Sordariales; Chaetomiaceae. The coding region runs from base 364 to 639 and encodes 91 amino acids. The transcript has 3 exons.